Scomber scombrus (Atlantic mackerel) is the source of this 3700-nucleotide messenger RNA. Its product is annotated as NLR family CARD domain-containing protein 3-like. NCBI's taxonomy places the organism in Eukaryota, Metazoa, Chordata, Actinopteri, Scombriformes, Scombridae. The transcript is spliced from 11 exons. Gene Ontology annotation, molecular function: protein binding. The record is from RefSeq and is a predicted model, not a curated record. Bases 42 to 2822 code for a protein of 926 amino acids.
CAGACACAAAUGUUACUGGUUUACCUCUCAGACUCCAGAAGAUGAAGAAAGAGGAGGAAGAGGAGGACGGAGCAGAGUCUGUAAUAUCCAGCUGUCUGUCUAUGAAGAGUGACCGGUCUAAAGAUUUUCCUCCACUCUUCAGUAAUGAACCUGGACCCUCAGACACAAAUGUUACUGGUUUACCUCUCAGACUCCAGAAGAUGAAGAAAGAGGAGGAAGAGGAGGAAGAGGAGGACGGAGCAGAGUCUGUAAUAUCCAGCUGUCUGUCUAUGAAGAGUGACCGGUCUAAAGAUCCUCUUCUAGUCUUCAGUAAUGAACCUGGACCCUCAGACACAAAAGAGAGGAAGAGGAGUGGUGUUUCUGUGGAGGAGCAGCUGUCCUACUCCUUCUGUCCCAAGUGUAGAAAAAGAACCAGAACCAGACCUGGACUGCAGACAGACAGUCAGACCAGCACUGUACAAACAGAAAGUGGUCUGCAGGAGGUUUUAGAUGAACAUCAGAUCAGUCUGAGCAGCACAUGUGAAUGUGUGACUCAAGGAACUGAUGAAGCAGGAAGUGAAAUCCUCCUCAACAGCAUCUUCACUGAGGUCUACAUCACAGAGGGACAGAGUGAAGAGGUUAAUACCCAACAUGAGGUGAGGCAGCUUGAAACAGCUUCCAAGAUGAAGACCCUCCAAGACGCUCCAAUCAAGUGUCAGGACAUCUUUAAAGUCUUACCUGACCAACAGUACAUCUGUGAAGUGUUACACAGAGUCAGAGUGGUUCUGAUGAACGGCGUCGCUGGCGUUGGAAAAACCUUCUCAGUGCUGAAGUUCACUCUGGACUGGGCACAGCGCUCCAACAACCAAGAUAUCAGUCUGCUGAUUCUGUUCUCGUUCAGGUCGCUGAACUUGAUCAAAGAUGAGCAGUACAGUCUGCUCAUGCUGAUCCGUGUUUUCUAUCCAACAUUACAGAAGCUCACAGCAGAGAAGCUCGCUGUCUGUAAAGUUUUGUUCAUCUUUGACGGCCUGGAUGAAAGCAGACUUUCACUGGAUUUCAACAACAGUGAGGUCGUGUCUGAUGUCACACAGAAGUCAUCAGUCAGCGUGCUGUUGACAAACCUCAUCAAGGGGAAGCUGCUUCCCUCGGCUCUCGUCUGGAUCACUUCCCGACCUGCAGCAGCCAAUCAGAUCCCUCCUUCAUGUGUGGACAGGGUAACAGAAGUACGAGGCUUCACUGACACCCAGAAGGAGGAGUACUUCAGGAGGAGAUUCGGUGAUGAAGAGCAGUCCAGCACAAUCAUCUCACACAUCAAGACAUCCAGGAGCCUCCACAUCAUGUGUCACAUCCCAGUCUUCUGCUGGAUCACUGCUACAGUUCUGGACCACAUGUUGACUACAGACCAGAGAGGAGAGCUGCCCAAGACCCUGACUGACAUGUACUCACACUUCCUGCUGGUUCAGACAAAGAGGAAGAAGAACAAGUAUGAUGAGGGACAUGAGACGAGUCCACAGGAGCUGACGGAGGCUGACAGGAACCUUCUUCUGAAGCUGGGGAGGCUGGCGUUUGAACAACUGGAGAAAGGAAACAUCAUGUUCUACCAAGAAGACCUGGAGCAGUGUGGUCUUGAUGUCACAGAGGCCUCGGUGUUAUCAGGAGUUUGUACACAGAUCUUCAAAAGAGAGAGUGUGAUCUUCCAGAAAACAGUCUACAGCUUUGUUCAUCUGAGCGUUCAGGAGUGUCUGGCUGCAGUCUACAUGUACCACUGUUACACCAACAGGAAGACAAAGGUACUGGAGGACUUCCUGGGAGAAGACUACAGUUCCUCAUCUCUGGAUGUCUUCCUGAUGGGAGCCAUGCAGAUAUCUCUCUGGAGUGAAAACGGCCACCUGGACCUGUUUGUCCGCUUCCUUCAUGGCCUCUCUCUGGAGUCCAACCAGAGUCUCUUAGGAGGCCUGCUGGGUCAGACAGACAACAGUCCAAAACUCAUCCAGAGAGUCAUCAACAACCUGAAGAAGAUGAACAGUAAGGAUAUCUCUCCUGACAGAAGCAUCAACAUCUUCCACUGUCUGAUGGAGAUGAACGACCGCUCAGUACAUCAGGAGAUCCAAGAGUUCCUGAAGUCAGAGAACAGAUCAGAGAAGAAACUCUCUGUGAUCCACUGCUCAGCUCUGGCCUACAUGCUGCAGAUGUCAGAGGAGGUUCUGGAUGAGUUGGACCUGGAGAAGUACAAAACAACAGAUGAGGGACGAUGGAGACUGAUCCCAGCUGUGAGGAACUGCAGAAAGGCUGUACUUGUUCACUGUAAACUCUCAGAGUCUCACUGUGAAGUUGUGGCCUCAGCUCUGAAGUCCAACUCCUCCCAUCUCACAGACCUGGACCUGAGUUACAACAAGCUGAAGGAUUCAGCAGUGAAGCGUCUGUCUGCUGGACUGGAGAGUCCAAACUGUAGACUGGAGACUCUGAUAUUGGUUAACUGCAGGUUGUCAGAGAUCAGCUGUGCUUCUCUGGUCUCAGCUCUGAAGUCCAACUCCUCCCAUCUCAGAGAACUAAAUCUGAGCUUCAACAAGCUGCAGGAUUCAGGAGUGAAGCGUCUGUCUGCUGGACUGGAGAGAUCAAACUGUAGACUGGAGACUCUGAGAUUGAGGUUUUGCAGGUUGACAAAGAUCAGCUGUGAUUCUCUGGUCUCAGCUCUGAAGUCCAACUCCUCCCAUCUCAGAGAGCUGGAUCUGGGGGACAACAACCUGCAGGAUUCAGACAUGAAGCAGCUGAUUGAUCUUCAGCAGAGUCCAGACUGCAGACUGGAGACUCUGAGCUGGGAGUCAUGGUCUCUGCCAGAGUGAGAGUGAACAUCCAGGAGUGUUGAGAGAGGAUCAGCUGGAUCCUGAUGAUCCAUUUGGAGUCUGGAUCUGGAUUUUGUCGUCUUCACUUAAGUCUCUUAACUGACUACAAACUGAACAGUUAUCUCUGGAUUUAGCUGAAGUCAGCACUUUACAGAUGUGUUGUACAUGAGCAGUUUGAUGCAGAUAAAGAUAAAAACAGGUGUUAUAAGUCAGACUGUGAGCCUGGGCUCAUAUUUAUCAAGUGUCUCAGAAUCACACUGAGAGUUAACUCCAUUUCUAUCAUCACUUCACUGCUUACCUGUUUGUUUAGAUUCACAUUUCCACCUGAGUUCAUAUUUAUUCAUCAGUCAUUUAUUAUUGGAAUAAUUCUCAUAUAUGUUGAAUUGUUAGUUUCUGUCUUUGUGUAUAAAUGACUCAUAUUUGAUUGAGUCUGUGUUUCAGAAAGCAGGUUUAGUGAAAACAGUUGAAGGAAACUCACAAAACCAGUUCAGUUUAACUCUGACUCAGUUACCAUGGCAACAUACUCCAUGAAGCUAACCUGAGUUUCUCCUCUAGCUAAAGCCUGCAGACUGAAGGAGCUGUCAGACAGGCUGUGUCCUUAUAUUGAAGCAUAAAUACUCCAUCAGAGGAUCAGAGCCCGCUGGCAUUUUAUUAAUCUCUGAUGAUUUUCUGUUUGAGUGUUUCCGUUUUUCUGUACAAUCGAUCAUUUAUCUGAACAAUAUUCUCAGCCUUCGUAUCGUUCAUACGACACAUCGUGAACAUGUUCUCAGUUCAGAACAAAUUCUUUGUGUUGCACUUCAUGUUUUUCACUGUGUGUUUUCUGAAUCCUGAAAAACUUUGUAACCAGCAGGAUAAAAAAUAUUCCCAAUAAAAAAAGU